AUGCCGCUAUCUUGUUAUUUCCGCUUCUCAGGCGCCUCGAUAGUUCCACUCGGGCAUCUUAGCAAUUCCACUGAUGGUGGCGUCACUCCCGGUCAUACUCAUUUUUCGGGACCGCCUUCUGACAGUGCUCGGAUCACGACAACUGAUUCUGGGGCCGGCAACGAGGCUGACCAAAUAGGUUCUUCCAUUGUGGCACUCUCAUCUCCAGAUGCUGCCCCCAUCCAGUUGCCCCCAGAAUCUGGGGUCACAUCUCCAGUGGUAGUCUGCUCCUCGUCCUCUUCAUUCUCCAUUGCUUCGACGCCAAUUUUGACAUCUGCCAAUUCUGUAUCAACGGCUUCCGGAAACGCAUCUGGUAUUUUCUCUUCGCCAGGCCUCCACUCUUCUGGCCGAUCGCUGCCUGCCCUUUUGAGUCUUGGAUUCUCCAGUCCUCCAACCAAUGCGUCGGUGAUAGAUCAGUGGGGCCACGCGAUCUCCAAUUGGGAUCAGUAUUGCAAAAAGAGGCAAUAUUUGGCGGUAAGCCUCUGUCGGGCCUGUUUAUUUGCCAUGGGUACAUCAGAUUUUCGGUCCUAUUGGUGCAGUUAUGGUGUUGCCUGA
Messenger RNA from Protopolystoma xenopodis, 594 nucleotides. The record is from the annotation of a GenBank genome assembly. Lineage: Eukaryota; Metazoa; Platyhelminthes; Monogenea; Polystomatidea; Polystomatidae.